AUCUUGCUGGGAAUCCCCAGCCGUUUAUUCAUUGACAUGAAAACGAAAGUGUAUCUUAACCUGUAAACUGAGGGUAAAACUCGGUAGCAUUUCUGUGUUGCACUUGGAGGAAUAUGUGACAUUUAUGUUUCCUCCCUGUAGCUCGACAUAGCUUCAUUUCGAAGUGCACUUCCGCGUUGUGUCGAACGGCUUAAAAUCGUAUUAUUACGCAGUGUGUAAUAUGUACAUGUGUUUUACAGACUAGUUAGCGUUGUGGGGCGCUGCUUGUGUAUGUACAUUUAUUGUGGGCUUGUCCCGGGCAUGAAGCGGAAAAGAGACGCUAUGGGAGCAACUCUUAGCAAAGAACCACCCGUGCGAAUGGCUCGGCCUUCAGACGAAAUAGCGUCAACCUCGUCUUCAGACGGAUAUAUGUUCCCCCUUCCACUGGAUAUCGUGGAGGAGAUCUUCCUAAAUCUCCCUCCCGUUGAGGUGGUGCGUACAUGUCGGUUGGUGUGCUCCCAAUGGAAAGAAGUGGCUGACAGUGAAUCUCUGUGGAAGGAGCGGUGUCGAAGAGAAGGGUAUCGCCCCCGUGAUGCGUCCAGCAUAUCCAAGGACUGGAGGUUGUUUUUCUUCCUGUGCAAGCAGAGGAGGAAUCUAAUCAAGAAUCCUAGAGCAGAAUACAAAAUGCAGGGUUGGCAUUUACUGGAGAACGGUGGAGAUAAGUGGAAAGUAGAAGGAGUUAUGGCUCCACAUCCAAAUGAGGCGGUUCAGAAAAACUUUGUGACCUCUUAUGUAAUGUGCAAGAAGACCCAGCUGAUUAAUUUAACAAAGGAAGGUUACAACCCAUCGUUUAUGGAUCACUUCCAGCCAGACAUCAGAAUUUCUGAUUGGUAUGCACCCCGAUUUGACUGUGGCUGUGAGUAUGACAUCUGUGUUGAGUUGUUGAAUCAAAAUAAGAGGCCGAUCCAGACCUUUGAUCCCGAGACUAUUUACUUUGAGCAGUGGAGCGAUAAGCAAUGGAAUCAGAUCACACAUGUUUUCCGCAACUACGGCCCAGGUGUGAGAUACAUCCGUUUUACCCACGGAGGGAAGGACACUCAGUUCUGGGCAGGAUGGUAUGGAAUUCGUGUUACUGACAGCUGUGUUGAGAUAUGUCCAGCAGAGGAUAGAUAGCUUCUUGGGCACCGUCUGAUACCAACUGCCUGCCUUUACCUGGAACUGCCUCAGGUCAUAUUUGCCUUAUAUGAUGUAUAGUCAUUUUACAUAUUCAUGGGAUGAUGGAACAGCUAUGAUAAAACCUCCCAGUGGAGCAGCAGCAUAUGAAGUUAAAUUUAGUCGUUUCAGUUCCAAGACCAAAGGGCCAUCACGUAAUCCCUGAGAACAGGUCUUCCAUGGCAUAUGAUUAUGAAACGAGCAGCUUUGAAGGAGGACAGGUUGGCUAUGAUGUGUUUGCUUCACAGAGAUCUCAGCUGUUAUCAUUGUGUGGAAAUCUGAACUUUAACACAACAAUGUUUAAAUGUACCUUUAAGUUCAAAUGUGAUGCUCUCUAAUGCUAUUGUAAUGUAAACCCUUCAGAAAUAAGUAAGCCAUGAUAACAGAAAAUGUUUUUUUGCACUGCUCUGUAAUGUCAGUUGUUAAAAAUGUAUUGUGUAAAUCAGAUGUAUACUUUGACUGUACUUUUCCGAUACUUGUCCCGGUUUUCUGUCAAAAAUAGUUAUUACUAGCUAAUAAACUAUGUAUUCACAACAGACAA
Messenger RNA from Solea senegalensis (Senegalese sole), 1732 nucleotides. Its product is annotated as F-box only protein 6-like. The record is from RefSeq and is a predicted model, not a curated record. The coding region runs from base 271 to 1152 and encodes 293 amino acids. Gene Ontology annotation, cellular component: cytoplasm; SCF ubiquitin ligase complex. The transcript is spliced from 6 exons. Gene Ontology annotation, biological process: glycoprotein catabolic process; SCF-dependent proteasomal ubiquitin-dependent protein catabolic process. Gene Ontology annotation, molecular function: protein binding; ubiquitin protein ligase activity. NCBI's taxonomy places the organism in Eukaryota, Metazoa, Chordata, Actinopteri, Pleuronectiformes, Soleidae.